Messenger RNA from Phytophthora nicotianae INRA-310, 537 nucleotides. RefSeq lists its product as hypothetical. The coding region runs from base 1 to 537 and encodes 178 amino acids. NCBI's taxonomy places the organism in Eukaryota, Oomycota, Peronosporomycetes, Peronosporales, Peronosporaceae. The record is from RefSeq and is a predicted model, not a curated record. The transcript has a single exon.
AUGGUCCGGCGCUCCAAGAAGUGUCCGAAGUGCAAGAAGCGCUUCGCCGCGCACGGGAACGUGAGGCGUCACCAGGACAAGGUGAACGCCUGUGGGGCGCAAUUUGUGAAACAGCGGAAGGAGGUGGCGAAGCGAAAGAAGUCGUGCCGUAACAGGUACGACUACCUCAACCGUGUGGGCCGUCUACACGAGUACCAAGGACCACCACCUCCCUUCAUCGAGACAACACCAACGACUCAGCCCCCACGUCGCGUCCACAAAAAUCGAGCUUUGACGGGACCGGAGCCGGUCCAGAAGGGCUGGAAGACCCCAGACAAUCCCAUGCUGGAGAGAAUCACCUUCGUAGUAAUUGACGUGAAACUGAAAAAACUUCAAGUCUGGAUUUCUGCGGACAUUGCAAAGAGGGGUCGUCUUGAUUUUCACGAAAACGUCGUUACCGAAAUUUUUCAGUUUGGUUCGGUAGAACCGGCUCAACUUGUUCCUUGCGAAGACCGCCAACAACACCUUCAUUGUCCUGGUAAAACCGCUGUCGAAUAA